Lachnellula hyalina is the source of this 846-nucleotide messenger RNA. RefSeq lists its product as uncharacterized. Bases 1 to 846 code for a protein of 281 amino acids. The record is from RefSeq and is a predicted model, not a curated record. NCBI's taxonomy places the organism in Eukaryota, Fungi, Ascomycota, Leotiomycetes, Helotiales, Lachnaceae. The transcript has 3 exons.
AUGCCUUUCCUUUCCACAAUCAAAUCAAUUGGCUCAAGCAUCAUCCCGAGACGACACAAACAACCGCCUGACAGCCAGGAACAGUCUCUCAGAGCUGAAGAGCAAGCUGAUGUUCCGUAUUCCCUGCCACCCCUUAAAGUCGUCAAUCUUCCCCUCGUACUUCCAGAGCACCAGUUCGCUCUUUCAGAUCAAGGCUGGACGAAGAUCACGUACCAGACACCAGUUGAAAAGGAUGCAUUAUAUGGUAGCGCACAGGCCUUGUUCCAGGCGAGCAAGUCAUUCUUCGAUCUCCCCACAGCCCAAAAACACGCCUUUAAAACCAAGGAAGGAAGUGAGGAAGGUUGGAGUUUCGUUGAAGGGGAAAAGGAAUUCAUCACACUUCGAAGCUUAGACAAUACGCCGCCGGAACUACUUGAAGCCGCAAGAACAUUUUGGGCGGUAGCUGGGGAUCUUUUAAAUGAUCAGCUAGGUCGAGUAGCUGAGAGCUUGGAGCUACCAGCUGAAGCAUUGGAUGUUUAUUCGAAGCCUUGCAGCAGACUAAGUAUGGAGAAGACAGCGACUAUGUUGCGUCUUUUCCGAUAUGAGGGAUUCGAGCAAAACCAACCCAAGACUGUUGCCGAACCCCACCGAGAUCUUGGCCUCCUUAGUCUUGUGAUUGGCGAUAAACCCGGCCUUGAAGUAUGGGACCGGCACGCCCAAUCGUGGUUUCCUAUCGAGAAAAGCUUUGAGUCACCGGCCGGAAGUAUUCUUGCUGGUAGGCAACUUGAGCGCCUAACAAACUCUCGCUAUCGUUCUGGUGGUCACCUUGUUCGCUCCUACCCGAGUUCCAGCUUGAACAACCCUUAG